GCCUUCCCCUCGGCGCCUAGGUUUACAUCCGGCUCCUUAGGCUUUACGCUCCUCGCGCCGGCUGGUGUUUCUCCGGGCUGACUGGCUGCUGGUUGUUUUCGCUGUUCCAGCGUCAGAAGAGCCGGUAGGUCGGCAGGUUUGAACUCCUUGUCCUGGAAGCUGUGCAUCACCAUAAUGAGGCUUGUAAUUCUUGAUAACUAUGACUUGGCUAGUGAAUGGGCAGCCAAAUACAUCUGUAAUCGCAUCAUUCAAUUCAGACCUGGACAGGACAGAUAUUUUACACUGGGUUUGCCAACAGGGAGUACACCUUUAGGAUGUUAUAAAAAACUAAUAGAAUAUCACAAGAAUGGAGACCUUUCUUUUAAAUAUGUGAAGACCUUUAACAUGGAUGAAUAUGUAGGACUUCCCAGAAAUCAUCCUGAAAGCUACCAUUCUUAUAUGUGGAAUAACUUUUUUAAGCAUAUUGAUAUAGAUCCUAAUAAUGCUCAUAUCCUUGAUGGGAAUGCUACAGAUUUACAAGCAGAAUGUGAUGCAUUUGAAAAGAAAAUAAAAGAAGCUGGAGGAAUUGAUCUUUUUGUUGGAGGAAUUGGUCCAGAUGGUCAUAUUGCUUUCAAUGAGCCAGGAUCCAGUUUAGUAUCAAGGACAAGAGUAAAGACUCUAGCAAUGGACACCAUUUUGGCAAAUGCUAAAUAUUUUGAUGGAGAUUUAUCAAAAGUGCCAACUAUGGCUCUAACAGUUGGUGUGGGGACAGUGAUGGAUGCUAGAGAAGUAAUGAUCCUCAUAACAGGUGCACACAAGGCAUUUGCUCUCUACAAAGCAAUAGAAGAAGGAGUCAAUCACAUGUGGACUGUUUCAGCCUUCCAGCAACAUCCCCGAACUAUUUUUGUAUGUGAUGAAGAUGCUACUUUAGAAUUAAGAGUUAAAACUGUGAAAUACUUUAAAGGUUUAAUGCAUGUGCACAAUAAACUUGUGGAUCCACUAUACAGUAUGAAAGAAGCAAAUUGAAGGAGACUGGAUCAAAAUUCUGCUUGAAUGAACAGAACACUUUUAUACAUAGAUGAAUUUUCAGCUAUGCAAUAUGUAAAACUUGGGGAAUCUUUGAAUAUUGUCAUUUUUGAAGUCUAAUAUCUAUAUGUUAAACAUUCCAUAUUUACAAUGUGUCCAUUUUAUACUAGGGUUUAGACGUACAUAAUUGGCUCUCACAAUUGAUCAGCUAGUUGUUACAGAAGCCACAGUCACUCUAUAACAUAGCACAGAAAUGAAAUGUCUGCCUGUUUACAAAUUUUAAGUCAUUUUAAAGGUGACAGUUCUGUACAUAAAGUACCAUGUAUAUGACUCCAGUGGCAUUAUUAGAUUUUAAUUUUUUAAUCACAGGAAGACACUCCAAGCCUUUCAGGUAUCAAACCACUAUCAUUGCAAGCCUUUACUUCCGGAAUGCUAUCUUUAUAAUAUUCUCUCUGCACAAGCUUUCUGCACGUGGUUGCCUUAGUCAUCUUCCUGUAGUAGCAUCUGGACAUCAAAAGUCCUGCUAUAUAUUGUUGGUACAGAAAAUUUGAAGAGACUGCAGUGCCUAAAAGUACAGUUUACGUCCUUUUGGAAAGUAUGUAUAAGUGCAUGUUUUUUGUGCACCACCUUCUGUAGCACUUUUUUAAACAGAUGUGCUCUUUAGUUAACGACUUGGGUUCAUGCACCUAAUUUAAGUAUUUUAGCAGUUAGGAGCUUUAUACCUAGCAACACACUUAAGGAAAUUAUUUUUUUUGAAGAAAAUUUUCUUAUUAUCGUUAAACUUCAUAAAUGGUUAGCUUUAUUCCUUACAUAUAUAUAAUGUCUAAAAGGAUCAUAUGAUGAAGUAUAAUAUAAAGUUACUGUAAACUAUUUUAGAUUGCCAUAACAACUUGCAUUAUUAAAUUGCAAAUAAAAGUAUAUUGUUUUUUAUCUUUAACUCAAAUAAAGCUUAUAAUAAACAAAUGUAAGUUAUCUAAAUUU
Messenger RNA from Delphinapterus leucas (beluga whale), 1986 nucleotides. It is a transcript of the gene GNPDA2, whose product is annotated as glucosamine-6-phosphate deaminase 2. The record is from RefSeq and is a predicted model, not a curated record. Gene Ontology annotation, molecular function: identical protein binding; glucosamine-6-phosphate deaminase activity. Lineage: Eukaryota; Metazoa; Chordata; Mammalia; Artiodactyla; Monodontidae. Gene Ontology annotation, biological process: N-acetylneuraminate catabolic process; N-acetylglucosamine catabolic process; carbohydrate metabolic process. Gene Ontology annotation, cellular component: cytoplasm.